UCGCGGACGCCACUUCAUUUCCCAAACCCAGUUUCACAAAUUGAAUGGGUUCCGUUCUUCUUCUCCCCAGCAUUACACUGAGUCAUCCUCAAUCUCUCUAAUUCAACAAUUUUGUGGCUGCUUCAACAGCUAAGCCUUCUCAUUCUGCAUCUAAUUCCUGGUCGACUGAAUGAAUUCACCAAAUUGUACAGAAUUAUGUGAUAUGUGUGAGAAUUAGGGUUUGAUUGAAAGGUUGAAUUAGGUUUAGAGGUCUCUCUAGCAGCGAUGAGAAGCCGUUCGCAUCGGCUUCCCGCAGCGGAGCCCCGCCACGACGACUGGGUGGACGGCUCAUGGACGGUGGACUGCGUUUGCGGCGUCACUUUCGACGACGGCGAGGAGAUGGUUGAUUGCGAUGAGUGCGGGGUGUGGGUGCACACGCGCUGCUCGCGCUACGUCAAGAGCGAGAAAUCUUUUGCUUGUGACAAGUGCAAGAGCAAGAACAGCGGGGUUAGGAAUGAGAGCGAGGAGACAGAGGUGGCCGAGUUUUUGCUUGAGUUGCCGACCAAGACGCUGACAAUGGAAAAUCUGAAUCCACCGCCGGUAGCAUCGCGUAGGCCUUUUAGGCUCUGGACCGAUAUUCCCAUGGAAGAGAGGGUACACGUGCAAGGAGUGCCCGGUGGGGAACCUGCUUCAUUUUCCGGGAUUGGUAUGUCUUCCGUUUUUGGACCUCAGUUGUGGAAGUCUACUGGUUAUGUUCCUAAGAAGUUUAACCUUAGGUAUACUGAGUUUCCUCUGUUGAGUCAGGGCAAGGUUGAGGAGAAGGAAGACGAAGACAUGGAUACGACAAAUGGUGAAAAGAAUGCCAACAGAACUGAUAAUGGUGCUAGGGUUUUAUUCUCUUUGUUGAAGAAACACGACGGUGCUUCGCCUGCCACACUGGUGGACUCCGUUAACUCGAAAGGGGUUGUUGAAAGGGGUGCGUGUCCAGAAAGAGUAGCACCUAGACAGAAGAAGAAGUCUGAUGGUGAUAAACCACAUUUUGCCCCUGACGAUGGCAUAAAGAAGAAGAAAAAGAAUUCGGUGACAGUUGUGUUGAACUCUGGAAAGUGCAAAAAAGAGGACCUUGGAGCAUCGAAGGAUUUAAAUGUAAGGAAAAAGGUGAGGGCUACUGAUAAAGAGAGUGAUGUUAAAAAGCGGCCGGUUCAUGGCUCGAAAGCAGCUUCAACGUUCUCAGGUGAUGGAAAACGUCUGGGGUUAUCUCAAGGUAAAGGCUGCAAGGCUGACAGUGAUGAUCUUCAAUGUGGCAAAGUUCUUGGCGACCAACCAUUAGAUCCUCUUCGUGAAUGUGCUACCAACCUAGCUUCAAAUGAGCAUGGUCAAGAGGUCACCGCUAGAAAUGAUGUUUCAAAUGGUGAAAUGUUACGGGUUGGUAAUAAAGAAGCUCAAGUUCCACUGGAAUCUGUGAAUGUCUUCAAGACGUGUAAUGGCGUGGAAUCUUUAACUGAAGCGAAUAGUCCCCAGAGAUUGCUUGUAAAGGAAGAGGUUACUGUAAGUGUAAGAACUGGCUCAUUUGAAAAGGAGCUUGUGGCUGCUGCGCAUGUUAGAAUUACUGUUGCAGAUGCUAAAAAAAGUGAUCAGAGUCAAGAUUUAGUCAUUGACGAGACCAAUCCACGGCCUAUCAAGAAACUGAGAAGCAAGUUGGAUUCUGAUAAUCAUGGGGACCAUUUGGUUGACUCUCUACAUUUGAGUGAGGUAAAAUUAGACGAGCCUAAAGCCUCAACUCAAUUUCCUGGAUUGUCUGUUAAUGUUGUCACUGGGGAAGAUAAAGUGGUUGGGAUGUCUACUUUAAAAACAGAAGCAAAUGUAGCUAAGGUCCUUGAGGCUAGCAGGAGCCUUACUGUUGGCUGUCCUAGGACAGAUAAACCUGACGAAUCAGCUGGAGUUAUCCCUCAUUCCAAGAGAGAACAUUCAGGGCCCGAAGUUUCCAGGGGAGGAAGAAAAAAGUCAUCAGGACUUAAACCUAGCUCGGAAGUGGCUGAGGAAUUACUCAAAUCAAAUGGCACAUCAAGAUGUCACUCAACAGCUUCCUAUCAGCGUAAAUCAGGAGUUACUGUAUUGAGAUCCACUUCAUCUUCAGGUAUCAGGUCCAAAUCCUCUGAAAAUUACAUGGCUGCAACCGCUCAAAAAUCCUCUGUUCAUAGUAGACAAGAGUUGUCUGAUAGCAGUCAAGGAACUAUGAAAGACAAUGCUUUCGCUGAUAAAGUCGAGCGUGUAGACACAAGUGGGAGGCCAAAGAAAUUAGUAAAAGAAUCUUCAGGGUCAGGCUCUGCGACAAAAAUGUCAGAGUCCAAUAAUUUUUCUAACUCAUCUGCUUCAAAAAAACCCUCAUCAGAUUUAAAAGAUCCCAGCAUUCAUUUUUCUAGAGUACCAUUGGGCUCAAAUGUUGCAUCUAGUCAUGUUACUGGUGAGUGCACUAGUCCUCCAUCAGCAGAGGGUUCUUCCAGUAAAGCUCUUGCUUCAGCUGUUCCAGGAAAAGGUGAAAAGUCUUAUCACACGGGAUGUAAUCCGCCAUCCAAAGGACAUGUGGCUUCAAUGACCUCUCCAGCAUCUUCAAAUGUUCCUGCUAUCUUGAGUGAUGAAGAGCUUGCUUUACUUUUACACCAUGAACUGAAUAGUUCUCCAAGAGUCCCUCGGGUGCCACGCAUGCGUAAUGCUGGAAGUUUGCCUCAGUUAACAGGCCCAACUGCAACUAGUGUGCUCAUGAAGAGAACUGUUAGUGGAGGAAAAGAUCAGGGCAUGGUUUCUAGGCGGAGGACUAAGGAUUUUUCUGUAGAUGGUUCGCACGCUCCUCCGAAAGUUGACAAUGAAGCUAAAAAGAUGGAGAGAAAACUUACUUCGCCGGAUAACAGGAGGCAGGAUUCCAGUUACGGUGUAGAACAGGUUUUAAGUAAAGAAGCAGAUGGUGGUCUAGUUAAAAGCGUGCAAUCAAUGAAGAAGAAAAACAUGAACAGCUCCAUAUCAUCAUCUGUAUAUGCUAAUGAGCACAAUAUAUCAUCUAGUCGCCUGUCAUCAAGGAGUGCUGCUGCUGAUGAUCCACGGAUGGUUGGUCGUCAGACGAAUCUUACUUUGCCUGGUUUGAUUGCUGAGAUUAUGAGUGAAGGCAAACGCAUGACUUACGACGAACUCUGUAACGCUGUUUUGCCGCAUUGGCCUCACCUAAGGAAACAUAAUGGAGACCGCUAUGCAUAUUCAAGCCACUCGCAGGCUGUUCUUGAUUGUUUGAGGAACCGAAGUGAAUGGGCUUGUUUAGUUGACCGUGGACCAAAGACUAAUGGGAGUAGAAAACGACGCAAACUUGAUACUGAUUCCCUGAGCAUUGAAUCAGAGGAUAAUGAAGAUCAGAGAGUAAAAGAUUCAAAGGAUGCUGGGAGUAAGAGUUUUGAAUCCCAUCAAGGAAAGCGGAAAGCAAGAAAACGCGGGCGACUUGGUUUACAGGGAAGACGUAUUGUCAGGGGGCGGCGUAGAGCUGGCUUUGUUAGUGAUGAUGAAAGUGAAUCAUUUUCUUAUUCUAGUGAAGAUAGUAUGUCCAGCGAAGAAGAAAUACAGGGUGGUGGGACAUCUGGAGUUGGCAGUGAGGUCUCGGCUAGUUCAGAUGAGGUCCAGUAAGACUUCAGCAUAAUUGACACUCUUCCUUAUGGUUGCACUUAGUGAGCAGCUCUAUUCAUGGCUUAGGCUGCUGCAAAUUUAGUUAUCAUCAAGUGCAACAAUCACUUUAAAGAAAUCGUGGAUGAUGCUUUUUGUGAUUCAGAACAAGGAGACUUAUCUGAAUGUGUAAGUUAUAAGUUGUAACAAUAUUGUACAUAUAGGUUCCAAUAGUCUAAAUUUGGUUAUAAAGUUUAGGUUUAACUCCUAGGGUAGGCUGUAAUUAGAUUCUUGUAUGUAGAAUAUCUUGUUCUGCAAUAUAAAUUUGAUAUACGGGUCUUCUGAA
Messenger RNA from Salvia splendens (bonfire salvia), 3967 nucleotides. RefSeq lists its product as uncharacterized. Gene Ontology annotation, cellular component: nucleus. NCBI's taxonomy places the organism in Eukaryota, Viridiplantae, Streptophyta, Magnoliopsida, Lamiales, Lamiaceae. The coding region runs from base 265 to 3645 and encodes 1126 amino acids. The record is from RefSeq and is a predicted model, not a curated record. The transcript is spliced from 8 exons.